Messenger RNA from Salvia splendens (bonfire salvia), 899 nucleotides. Its product is annotated as protein GET1. NCBI's taxonomy places the organism in Eukaryota, Viridiplantae, Streptophyta, Magnoliopsida, Lamiales, Lamiaceae. The transcript has 7 exons. The record is from RefSeq and is a predicted model, not a curated record. Gene Ontology annotation, biological process: tail-anchored membrane protein insertion into ER membrane. Gene Ontology annotation, molecular function: protein-membrane adaptor activity. Gene Ontology annotation, cellular component: GET complex. Bases 97 to 633 code for a protein of 178 amino acids.
UCUAUUCAUUCUCUGGACUAAACCGAAAUUGUUUCUCUCAAAAAUAGAACAUAAAAAAAAACGAGAUAACACAGCCAGAAAAAAAAAGGCGAAGAAAUGGAAGAUAUUCAAACGGAGCAACGGAAAUCAAUUGCAGCUCCAGUGAUUUUCAUCCUUGUAUUUGCUUUCCACUUCAUAUCUAAGUACAUCGAAUCCCAAAAAAACAAGAAAGGAUCAGGCGAAAACUUGGAUGCUAAAUUGCGACGAGAAAUCAAGCAGCUAUUGAAGGAGGCCAGUACUUUGUCGCAGCCUUCAACAUUUGCUCAAGCUGCAAAACUAAGAAGAACGGCAGCUGCAAAGGAGAAGGAACUUGCAAAAUAUCUAGAGAUGCAAGAGAAGGAUAUGAAGUUGUCAGUUACUUCAUACGGAAAACACUUGAUGAUAUCAAAGGUAUUUACGUAUUUUGUGCUGAUUUUAUGGUUCUGGAAGAUACCCGUAGCCACAAUAUCUGAUCAACUCGUGCACCCUUUUGGAAGGUUGCUUUCUUGGAGAGCAGGAAAUUCUUUGAAGGACAGUGUUGUGAUUGGAGUCAUACCAUGGUUGAUAGUAUCCACCAGAGUGAGCAAAUUUAUUUGCAGAAAGGUAUUCGAGUAAGACUUUUAUUUCUAGGAGAAAGGAAGAUCAAAAACAAAUGGAAACUACUUAGAUUAGCCUGCCAUUUUACUUUCCUAUUAUAACAAGUGGUCAGUUCAAAUUAUGCCCCAGUUUUGGUGCAUUUAUUCUUAGCGUAGCACUGUAGCUUAGCCAUCGGAAAUUUUAUUUGCCUUGUACUUUUCCAAAUAGGAUCAAAACUGUUAAAUCAUUGAAUGUAUUAUUACACCAGCCAUACUUUUUGUGUCUAUACAAAACCAGUUGCAAUA